Molecule: messenger RNA, 4545 nt
Organism: Pongo pygmaeus (Bornean orangutan)
Lineage: Eukaryota; Metazoa; Chordata; Mammalia; Primates; Hominidae
Gene: POLR1B
Product: RNA polymerase I subunit B
Exons: 15
Coding region: 567-3974 (1135 amino acids)
Biological process (GO): DNA-templated transcription
Cellular component (GO): nucleus
Molecular function (GO): ribonucleoside binding; DNA-directed RNA polymerase activity; DNA binding
Source: RefSeq, a predicted model, not a curated record
CCAGUCCGGAAGAUGCGAGGAGGUUAGCGGGGCCCGACCACUCCUUGGCUUCCCAGGGGUGAGCCUCGCGAGUUAGGAGUUGGGUAGAGAGUCAGCCCGGGGCCCGGCAUCCGCUUUUUCGUUGAAGCAACGACUUUGGCCGGAUGACUCCCCAAGGUCGGCAUCAGCAUGGGACUGGGAACAGGUUAAGGAAAACAGAAGAGAACCUGAGAAGACCGCUCUCCUCCAAUCCUAAUUGACUGAGCCAAUGAGAGCCAAAGAGGUCACAUGCUCAACUGGGCGGGGAGCGGGUUUCCACCUGCGGCAUCUUUCGCAGAGGAGGGAGAUGAGUGGGGCGGAAUAUGGGAGAAAGGGAGGGCCCGCCACGCUCUGGCUGGACAUGGCCUUAAUCGGCCCGUUCACUCGACGUUUUUGGUUCUACAUCGACCCCAAGAAACCGAAACCGCAGGGCCUAGGGCGGGUGGAACGAGAGGGAACUACAUUUCCCAGCAGGCUGCGGAAACGGGACUCCGGCCACUACUUCCGGCGUGUACAGAGAGACUGGCGUUCGGUGUGCAGGUGGCCACAUGGAUCCCGGCAGCCGGUGGCGGAACCUGCCCAGCGGGCCUAGCCUAAAGCACUUGACUGACCCCUCUUAUGGAAUCCCGCGGGAACAGCAAAAGGCAGCGUUGCAGGAGCUGACGCGGGCGCAUGUGGAGUCCUUCAACUACGCUGUGCACGAGGGUCUCGGCCUCGCGGUGCAGGCUAUACCUCCCUUUGAAUUUGCUUUCAAAGAUGAGCGUAUCUCUUUUACUAUUCUGGAUGCUGUUAUCAGUCCACCUACAGUUCCAAAAGGGACCAUCUGCAAAGAGGUCAACGUUUAUCCAGCAGAAUGCCGGGGCCGAAGGUGUACCUACCGUGGGAAGUUGACAGCCGAUAUCAGCUGGGCAGUGAAUGGAAUCUCAAAAGGAAUCAUUAAGCAGUUUCUUGGCUAUGUUCCCAUCAUGGUGAAAUCCAAGCUUUGCAACUUAUAUAACCUUCCCCCACAAGCCCUCAUUGAGCACCAUGAGGAGGCAGAGGAAAUGGGGGGCUAUUUUAUAAUCAAUGGCAUUGAAAAAGUCAUCCGAAUGUUAAUUAUGCCUCGGAGAAAUUUUCCCAUUGCAAUGGUAAGACCAAAAUGGAAAACCAGAGGGCCUGGUUAUACUCAUUAUGGAGUUUCAAUGCACUGUGUGAGGGAAGAACAUUCCGCUGUCAAUAUGAACCUCCACUACUUGGAAAAUGGCACUGUUAUGUUGAACUUUAUUUACCGGAAGGAACUGUUUUUUCUUCCUUUGGGAUUUGCACUUAAGGCACUUGUCAGCUUUUCUGAUUAUCAGAUCUUUCAGGAGCUCAUCAAAGGAAAAGAGGAUGAUUCUUUCCUUAGGAACUCUGUUUCUCAGAUGUUAAGGAUUGUAAUGGAAGAGGGUUGUUCGACACAAAAACAGGUCCUUAACUACCUAGGUGAAUGCUUCAGAGUAAAACUCAAUGUUCCUGACUGGUAUCCAAAUGAGCAAGCUGCGGAGUUCCUGUUCAACCAGUGCAUCUGUAUCCACUUGAAAUCCAAUACUGAAAAGUUUUAUAUGCUUUGUCUCAUGACGCGAAAGCUCUUUGCUUUAGCCAAAGGAGAGUGCAUGGAGGACAAUCCUGAUAGUUUAGUGAACCAAGAAGUCCUCACACCGGGUCAGCUCUUCCUUAUGUUCCUGAAGGAAAAACUGGAAGGUUGGUUAGUGUCUAUUAAAAUAGCUUUUGAUAAGAAGGCUCAGAAGACCAAUGUUUCCAUGAACACUGACAAUUUGAUGAGGAUUUUUACAAUGGGAAUAGACCUUACAAAACCAUUUGAAUACCUUUUUGCUACUGGGAAUCUGCGUUCUAAAACAGGUCUUGGCCUCCUACAAGAUUCUGGACUUUGUGUUGUGGCUGACAAGCUGAACUUCAUACGCUACCUCUCCCAUUUCCGCUGCGUGCACAGAGGGGCUGAUUUUGCCAAGAUGAGGACCACCACAGUACGCAGGCUGCUGCCAGAGUCCUGGGGCUUCCUUUGUCCCGUGCAUACCCCAGACGGGGAGCCCUGUGGCCUGAUGAACCACCUAACUGCCGUAUGUGAGGUUGUCACACAGUUUGUGUAUACGGCAUCUAUUCCAGCUUUACUGUGCAACUUGGGGGUCACUCCCAUUGAUGGAGCUCCCCACCGAUCAUACAGUGAGUGCUACCCUGUCCUGCUGGACGGCGUCAUGGUUGGCUGGGUGGAUAAGGAGCUUGCUCCAGGCAUCGCAGAUUCUCUUCGUCAUUUUAAGGUGUUGAGAGAGAAAAGAAUUCCUCCCUGGACGGAAGUGGUCCUUAUACCCAUGACAGGAAAACCAAGUCUGUACCCAGGAUUGUUCCUUUUUACCACUCCUUGUAGACUGGUACGGCCUGUGCAGAACUUAGAAUUGGGCAAAGAAGAGCUAAUUGGAACUAUGGAACAGAUCUUCAUGAAUGUCGCUAUCUUUGAGGAUGAGGUUUUUGCUGGAGUUACCACACACCAGGAACUCUUUCCACACAGCCUGCUGAGUGUGAUUGCCAACUUCAUCCCUUUCUCUGAUCACAACCAGAGUCCACGGAACAUGUACCAGUGCCAGAUGGGUAAGCAAACUAUGGGCUUUCCACUUCUCACUUAUCAAGACCGAUCGGAUAACAAACUAUAUCGUCUUCAGAUUCCUCAGAGUCCCUUGGUGAGACCCUCCAUGUAUGAUUAUUAUGACAUGGAUAACUAUCCAAUUGGGACCAAUGCCAUCGUUGCUGUGAUUUCUUACACUGGCUAUGAUAUGGAAGAUGCCAUGAUUGUGAAUAAGGCCUCUUGGGAACGAGGCUUUGCCCAUGGAAGUGUCUACAAGUCUGAGUUCAUAGACCUCUCUGAAAAAAUUAAACAAGGAGAUAGUAGCCUGGUGUUUGGAAUGAAACCUGGUGACCCACGCAUUUUGCAGAAGUUAGAUGACGAUGGAUUGCCGUUUAUAGGAGCAAAACUGCAGUAUGGAGAUCCAUAUUACAGCUACCUAAACCUCAACACUGGAGAAAGUUUUGUGAUGUACUAUAAGAGUAAAGAAAAUUGUGUUGUGGAUAACAUCAAAGUGUGCAGUAAUGACACUGGGAGUGGAAAAUUCAAGUGUGUUUGCAUCACUAUGAGAGUGCCUCGGAACCCAACUAUCGGAGAUAAAUUUGCCAGUCGUCAUGGGCAGAAGGGCAUUUUAAGCAGAUUGUGGCCGGCUGAGGACAUGCCUUUUACUGAGAGUGGGAUGGUCCCAGACAUUCUGUUCAAUCCCCAUGGUUUUCCAUCCCGCAUGACCAUUGGGAUGUUAAUUGAGAGUAUGGCCGGGAAGUCUGCAGCUUUGCAUGGUCUCUGCCAUGAUGCUACACCCUUCAUCUUCUCGGAGGAGAACUCGGCCUUAGAAUACUUUGGUGAGAUGUUAAAGGCUGCUGGCUACAAUUUCUAUGGCACCGAGAGGUUAUAUAGUGGCAUCAGUGGGCUAGAACUGGAAGCAGACAUCUUCAUAGGAGUGGUUUAUUAUCAGCGCUUACGCCAUAUGGUCUCAGACAAAUUUCAAGUAAGGACAACUGGAGCCCGAGACAGAGUCACCAACCAGCCUAUUGGGGGAAGAAAUGUCCAGGGUGGAAUCCGUUUUGGGGAGAUGGAACGGGAUGCGCUUUUAGCUCACGGUACAUCUUUUCUCCUUCAUGACCGCCUCUUCAACUGCUCGGAUCGGUCGGUAGCCCAUGUGUGUGUGAAGUGUGGCAGUUUACUCUCUCCACUGUUGGAGAAGCCACCCCCUUCUUGGUCUGCCAUGCGCAACAGAAAAUACAACUGUACUCUGUGUAAUCGCAGUGACACUAUCGAUACUGUUUCUGUGCCUUAUGUUUUUCGGUAUUUUGUAGCUGAAUUAGCAGCUAUGAACAUCAAAGUGAAACUGGAUGUUGUUUAACUUGAUGUUGACCUUUUGGAUUAAGAGGACUAUCAGAUUAAAGCAAAAUGUAAUUUUAGUUCAAUGAAGAUAAUAUUACCAGGUUACUCUUGAGAUUUUUCAAAGGUGUUAGAACUCUCAACCAAGACCUGAAAACCAAGAAUGCAAGGUUUCUGAAUCUCUCUGGUAGAUAAACUAUUGACAAGGAUUUUCUGUAUCUUCGUUCAAAAAUUUCAUGUCUUCUCAAAAUAUGAAAUAUUGAUAAAUGGAAGAGCAUACAGUGACAAGUCUCCUUUCCAACCCCAGGUUCCCUACACCCUGCUCUCAGCAGGCAGUGACUGUCACACACCUGUUAAUCCAUCUUGAGCAGGACAGUCCUAUACAAAUAGAAUGCAAGCUGUAAUAUAAUGUAAUUUUAUAUUUUCUUAUAGCCACAUUGAAGUAAAAACAAACAGGUACAGUGUUUUUUACCAGCUUUAUAGAAGUACAGUUGUUACAUAUUUAAAGAAUACAAUUUGAUGGGUCUGACUAUAUGCACACACCUUUGAUACCAUCACCACAAUCAGCGUAAUAAACAUAUCUGUCAUCUCCA